CAAGCCAAUUGCGGCGCGGACAGCCCGGCUAGCCUCAAGUAUAGGCAGCCAGCUGCUCCGUAGCCCAUCGCGAGCCUAGAGCGGCCGCUAUUACAAGACCGCGCCUCGGGCCGCGGCGCAGCGAAGCCCACAGUAGGGCAGCCCCAAAAGAAGGAUGGGCCGCGGCGCCCAGGGCGACGCCGUCCUCGAUCAGAGGAUAGGAUGGUUGUUGCAACAAAUACGCAUCGCCUACAAGCACGUGACGCCGGACAUGUGGGAGAAGUUCCGAGGGGAUCAGGGCGCAAACGACCUCCUCGAGGCGUUCGCGAACGCCGACGAGGGCGCGCCCGGCGGACUAUACAUUGCCGAGAAGGUCGGUCGCGUCAUCCUCACCGCCGUACCGCCGGAGAAGCAGAAAAAAGAUGAUGCUGGCUUCCUGUAUAUCCUCAAAAUUGAGAAAGACAAGCCGCUCGAUGUAGGAAAGUGCCAACGGCAGUGCAUCGUGGGCGAAUGCUCGAGCGGUGUCUUGGAGCACGCGGAGCAAGUAGCGAUGACCGUAUUAGCACCACUACUCGCCGUGAGCAAGGGCGACGCGAGCGACCUCGUGGCAAAGGAGGUCGACGAGGGGUUGGCGGCGUUCGUCGCAAACGUCCAGAUCAUGCAAGGCCAUGCGAGAGGUACUACUGCGUUGCCCUUGCCUCCCGAUUGGGCCGUCAGCAAGAACACGACGGCGUCGUCUGGUGCGCCCGAAGGGCCUGCUGACAGUAAGGACGCGAUUCACGCGUUAGAGUCCGCGAUCAUUACGUGGACGAAGCAAAUAAAAGCCGUGCUCAAGGAGGAUCCCGAGGGUUUAUCUACCGAUGAGAGACCGCAUCCCGGUCCAGUUGCGGAGCUUGACUUCUGGGCUGCUAAAAGCAAAAACUUGGACUCGAUCUUCGACCAAUUGCAAAGCGUGCGUGUGCGAAAGGUCCUGCGGUGCUUGGACAAGGCGCAGUCGACCUAUAAUGCCCCCUUCGCGAAGCUGUGCAAGGAGCUCUUCCACGCUAGAGCUGAAGCGAACGACAACGUCAAGUUCUUAGCGCCCUUGCGCAAGUGGGUCGAGCAGCUGGAGGACUGCACGGACUACUCCGUAUUGCCUGAAGUCUAUCCGCCGGUCGUGCAUACGAUCUUACUGAUCUGGAAGGGCUCGGGCCACUACAACACGCCGACAAGACUCGUCGUGUUGGUGCGGGAGGUCUGCAACGCCCUCGUAGCGCAAUCCCAGCAGUAUCUUGGUAGUAUGUCUGUCUUCGAGCUCAUCGAGUCAGAAGAUCCCAACGAUGCGAGGGGAGCCGUAUCAGCGCUCAAGGAAACUCUCAGAGUCCUGGCGGCCUUCAAGGAGGUCUACCUCAAGUACAAGGACAAGGCUGCUACCGAAUGCCCUUUGAACGCCUGGCGCGUCCAGAACAACGCCGUCUUCGUGCGGCUCGACGCCUUCUGGGAGCGGUGCCAUGAUGUGUUGGAACUGACAGAAACCACGAUGCAGUUCGGCCAACUUAGUAAGAUCGAGAUCGGCGGCACGAAGGGCAAGGUGCUCACGACUUCCGUACAACAGAUCCACUCGGACUUCACGCAAGCGGUCAAUCGGGUGCGAUCUUAUGGGGAUGAUCGAUUAUUGGAUACCGAGGCCAAGGAGUUCGACGACGCGUUCUACGAAUUCCGGACAAGUGUGCGGGAGCUCGAGAAACGAUUGGCGUCCGUCCUGUCGCAAGGUUUUUCAGAUGCGCCGACGUUGCGGGCGCAGUUCAAAUUACUAGACAGUUUCGCGGGGUUAACAGCAAGACAAGUAAUAACGGAGGAGCUCGAGAAGCGCUACGUCCAGAUGGUGUCCGUGUUCGGUGCUGACUCAGUGUCCACUUCGCGUCGAUGGCGUCGUCGUGACCACACGAGAGCCUACGAGUGUCGCGACCACGCAGGUGAAGAUGUAAGAGCGAUGCAGAAGAUGUUCAUCGAAGGGAAAGAGGCGCCGCCGAUCGCGCACAAUCUACCGCCGAUCGCUGGUGCGCUUACUUGGUGUCGAGGGCUGUUGGAGCGCAUAAAAACGCCCAUGAGUAAAAUCCGCAAGCUCGACAAGAGUGUGAUGGAGUCCGAGGAGGCGCGCGACGUCAUCAAGGACUACACGGCCUUCCAGGGCCAGCUCUCCGACUACGAGCGCGAGCAGAUCGAGGCCUGGGGCGCCGAGAUGGAGAAAUCGAGUCAAGCUAAAUUAAAAAAUCCGCUGCUGCGGUCCGAGAACGAUCCUGAGUUCGGCUACCCCCUGCUCUACGUGAAUUUUGACCCUUUGUUGGUGAGACUGCUCCGAGAGGUCAAGUACUUCCUGCUACUGGGCUUCGAGGCGCCCCAGGCCGCGCUGGAGAUCUACGAGCACGCCGAGACUUUUAGAAAACAUAUGGGCAAUUUGGAUCUCGUGGUGCUGACUCAGCGUCUUCAACUACGCGUCGACGGCGUCAGCGCGACGCCUCGACGCCGUCGUCAUGAUCGUCGGAGCGUCUACACGUGAUCCCGCGCAGGUCAACGUCUACAACUGGAUGCAGGCCGAGAUGCUGCCGGUCGAGCGGCCCCUGCUCUCCAAACAACUAGAGUUGUUAGAUGAUGUACUAGCCCAAGGCAUCGCGCCGCACAAGGUAUCGCCUCCGAGUUCGAGUUUUACUUCGAUUCGGGGUCGCGCGCGGUCGGAGCGAGGUGUUUCUCUCUGGAUACGGUCGCGUGGGUCGCUCGGAGGCCGCGGCGCCGAGCUCGCGAGACGCGGCGGCUCGGGGAGUCGCGAUGGCGUCCCCGCGGACGCAUCUCUGCUGGAAACGCCGUCGACGCGACGCUCCACACAAAUCUCGAUGGUGCUCGGAGAUCCGUAGCUCACCGGUCGACGUCCCCGCAGGACUUGCUCGAGGACGCCGUUCCUGACGAGCAAACGCCCAAGAAGAAGAAGAAGAAGUCCAAGAAGAAGCCCCUCAACUGGAAGAGCAACAACAUCGACCUGUUCGUCCUGCCGUGUCCUUUCGUGCCUUCGCGUGGCUCCGAGAGAAGCGGCCGCGUCGACGGCGUCGUGCCGGGACGUCGCGGCGACGGCGUCUGGGAGCAUUGGUCGACGUCCGCGCAGGUACGUCAACGAGAGCAUGACGGCGGCGAACGAGAUCAAAUUAGUGGUGGAGAAGAUGAAGGACAACCUCCGGAAGGCCGAGGCCGUCCUCGACGCGUGGUCCGCGCAGCCGCUCCUCAAGCGCUCGGGCAAGGCCCAGCCCGUCGACGACUUCGAGCAGCUCCAGAAGGUGACGCUCAAGGAAAGGUACGACGCCAUCAGGAAGGUCCGCGACGCGGCGUCCGUUUCCGAACCGCACGCCAUCGUCAUGCAUCGUCUCCAUCUCCCGAUGACGGGCGGCGGGUCCGAGAGAAACGCGGUCGCGUCGACGCCGUCUUACGCGUCCGCGCCCCGCAGGGCGGCAACGAGAUCCAUUUGUUGAUGAAGGACACGAACAAGAAGCUCAAGGUCAGCCAGGGCCUGCCGGACUGGAAGGCCUAUUUAGAUUUCGUGAACAAUAUCAUCGUCGGUGGGCUUAAACGAAUAGUCGUGAAGUCGUGCGCCGCGCUCGAGCAGCAGCUCGACCCCGUGCACUUGGCGAAGCCUACGGCCCUCGGUCCGAUGUUGGAGAUUGAAUUAGAUCUGGUCGACGGUCGCGUCAAAUUCAUUCCUGAAGUGGGUCCCGGCCCGGGGGAAUUGAGGACGAUCUUCCGCGACUGGUGCAUGAACUUCGACGACGUGGCGCUGCAGGUGAAAAGGUUAGACACGGGCGAAGGGACGUACCUCCGAGAGCUCAUGGAGGACAUGGAGGUCAUGGGCUUCAUAGCUUGCAUCGAGCAAAGGCUGAAUUUGACGGAGCAGCGGUGCCAGAAGCUGAAGCGGAACUACGAGCUGUACGACUACCUCUGGACGACGGACUUGAACGAGAUGUUCGCCGAGUUCCUGGAGACGGCUAUCAUCAAGCCCGAAGCGGCUUCCGUGGCCUCGGGAGAAGACCUUCCCGAGGAAGAGCCCGAGCCGGAGCGUUUAAAUCUAGAACUGUUCGAGGAGAAGAUCCAGCUCUACCAGGGCGUCCAGCACGAGGUCGACGACAUGAGGCCGACGCACGAGAUCGAUUUUUUGAGGAUCCAGAGCCAGCCGGUAAAACAAGCAUUGAGCACGUGGUGCAACAAGUGGAUGUACUGCUUCACGAACUAUUUGCAGGAGAAGCUCAUGGGCGACCUCACCGAAUUAUAUGAUUUCAUGGACGCCAUCGACGUCGGCCUCGACCAGGAGGUCGACGACGGCGACAAGGAGACGCUCAUGUCCGUCAUGUCGCAUAUUAGGGAUGUGCGCCAGCGCAUGCCGGGCAUGGAGGCGACCUUCGUGCCGCUGCGCGAGACGGUGGAGCUGCUCAAGUCCAACGCGAUCGAAUUGGAUUUAGGGUUAGUGGGCGAGGAGGAGGCUCUGGACUUUUUGGAGCGAGCGCCCUUGGCCUGGGACAACACGGUGAACAAGACGUUUCGCGUGAAAGAGAGCAUCCAGCCGCUCCAGAACGCCAUGGUCGACUUCAUCAAGCGGGACAUCGCGGACUACGUGUCUCGGGUCAAACUCGCGCACCGCGAAUUUAGAGAUGCGCCCCACGGGCCCUUCACGUGGCCCUCCGAUAGGAUCAAGGACGCCUACGCGAGCAUGGACAGGACCUACGCGAGGAUGAAGGUGUUGGAAGCGGAGGCCGAGUCGUUCAAGAAUUUGCAGGAGCUCUUCGAGCUCAAUAAAAUAAAGGCUCCCGAACUACUUACUCUACGAACAGAAUUAAAACUGCUCAAGCAGGUCUGGGACUGCGUUGGUGUGGUGGAGAGUCUGUUUGGCAGCUGGAGCGAUACGUUAUGGCUCGACAUAAGACCAGAUGACCUCGUCGACGAGUGCAAGAAGCUCGCGACGCACGUGAAGCGCCUCCCGCGGCGGUUAAGGGACUGGCCCUGCUACCUGCGCCUGCAAGGGUCGGUGCAAAACAUGGCCUCGAUCUUACCCCUCGUAAGCGAGCUGCGGUCCCCGUGCAUGCGCGACCGCCACUGGAAGGCCGUCGCGAGCGAAUGUCAUAAACCGGUGGACAAGGGCCCCGGCUUCUGCCUCGCCGAUUUGUUGAAGUUGCAGCUCCACGAGCACGUCGAGGGCAUCAUGGAGAUCGUCGAGGUCGCGCAGAAGGAGAACAAGGUCGAGCAGAAGCUGAAACAGAUCGAGCAGUUCUGGAGUGUUGCCUGCCUUGAACUAGCUAGACAUAAAGAUACGGAGGUGCAAGUUAUUGUUUCUCCAGACGACUUAAUUGAGACCCUGGACGAGCACAAUAUUCAGUUGCAGAGCAUGGCGGCCAUGGGCCGGGCCGUGGACUUCUUCCGGAGUGACAUACAAGCGUGGCAGAAGACGCUAGGCACGAUCGAGGCGGUCAUGAGAAUACUGUUGAUGGUGCAGCGCGCGUGGGCGGCCCUCGAGGCCAUCUUCCUCGGGAGCCAGGACAUCCGCGCGCAGUUACCUGAUGAUACGAAGCGCUUCGAAGGUAUUGAUGGCGAGUUCAAGGAGACGAUGACCUCGAUCUUCGCCGUGAAACAGGUGGUGAGUGUCUGCGAGGUCGACGGGCGCGAAAAGCAGCUCGAGGUCAUGUACAAGGAGCUCGAGCUCUGCCAGAAGGCGCUGACCGAAUACUUGGACAUGAAGAAGAACAUCUUCCCGCGCUUCUACUUCGUCUCCAACAUGGCGCUGCUCGACAUCCUCUCGAAUAGUAAUAAUCCUACAAAGAUCAUGCCGCACGUCGGGGCCGUCUUCGACGGCAUCGACCGGUUGACCUUCGCGCUUCCCUCAAGGCUCGAGCAGCUCGAAGACGAAAGUCUGAGUGACGACGAGCCGAAGAAGGAGAAGCCGCCGACCGAGGCGUCGAGCAUGGUCGCGAAAGACGGCGAGGACGUGCCCUUCGAGGACCACUUCAUGAUGGAGGGCGCCGUGGAAGUGUGGUUGAACGAGCUCGUGACGUUCAUGCGCGAUACGCUGCGAGGCUGCCUCGUCACGGCUCUCGAGGAGGCGUCGUCGUGGGACACGGAGCGCCCGCGCGAGGAGUGGGUCGCCUACCACUGUGCGCAGAUCGCCCUCAUAACGUCCCAAAUCGUCUGGACCGAAGAGACGGAAACGGCGUUGGAUGACCUGGAGAACGGGACCGACGACGCGGUCAAGAAAUAUUUAGAUGUGUGCAAAGGCCGGCUCGACGCCCUGAUCAAGCAGGUGCAAGGGGAUUUAUCGAAGGAGCUGCGGAACAAGAUCAUCACGCUGAUUACGAUCGAUGUUCAUAGUAGAGACAUCGUCGGGGCGUUGAUCACGAAACGCGUGGAAAACGCGCAGGACUUCCUCUGGAGCAGUCAGCUGCGCUACUACUGGGCCGCCGAUGCCAGGGACGCGGACAUUCGUAUUUGUGACUACCGAAGCGUCUACAGCUUCGAGUACGUGGGCAACUGCGGGCGAUUGGUUAUUACGCCGUUGACCGACCGAUGCUACGUCACACUCACGACCGCCAUAAGAUUAUUCUUAGGAGGUGCCCCAGCCGGCCCGGCGGGCACGGGCAAGACGGAGACCACGAAGGACCUCUCGCGCGACCUGGGCCUACCUUGUUACGUCUUCAACUGCUCCGACCAGAUGAACUACCAGACCAUGGCCGACAUCUUCCGGGGUCUCAGCCAGGCCGGCGCCUGGGGCUGCUUCGACGAGUUCAACCGCAUCCCCAUCGAGGUGCUGUCUGUGGUCGCUACGCAAGUGAAGACCAUCUUAGACGCCACGAUCCGAUUCGCCGACCCCGAGAACAGAGUAGGAGAAUACAAAACGCUACCGGCGGGGACACCACCGCUCAAGGUCGGCGACUACGACUUUUUUGGGCAGGAGAUCGGCCUCGUGCCGACGUGCGGCUUCUACAUCACGAUGAACCCGGGGUAUGCCGGGCGGACGGAGCUGCCCGAGAAUUUGAAGGCACUGUUUCGUUCCUGCGCCAUGAUCCGGCCGGACCUGGCGAUGAUCAUGGAGAACAUGUUGAUGAGCGAAGGCUUCGUCACGGCGCGACCGCUCGCGAUCAAGUUCAACACGCUGUAUGCCUUGAGUGCUGAUCUACUCAGUAAGCAGGCGCAUUACGACUGGGGGCUCCGAGCGGUGAAGUCGGUCCUGAGAGUCGCCGGUAAAUUAAAGAGAGCCGAGCCAAAAGUCAACGAGGAAGCCAUUCUAAUGCGAGCGCUGCGCGACUUCAACACGCCCAAGAUUCCCGCGAACGACAUCCCCGUGUUCUUGCGGCUCAUCUCGGACCUGUUCCCGGGCCUGGAGCUAGCUACCAACGUCGACGAGGUCCUGAAGGAAACGGCGAUCAAAGUUUCCCGGAAAAACGGUUUCCAGAGCGAAGACGUCUUCAUCGCGAAGGUCGUGCAAUUUCAAGAAUUGCUCGACGUCAGGCAUAGCGUCAUGCUGCUGGGCCCGCCGGGCGCCGGCAAGUCGACGAUCUACCAGACGCUCGUGGCGUGCAAGAACGUGGACCAGCCGAAGCCGCUCUGCGUCUACGAGGCGGUCAAUCCGAAGGCCGUGACGUCCGACGAGUUGUACGGCUACAUGACGCUGUCCAAGGACUGGAAGGACGGGUGUCUCAGCAUAGUAAUGAGGAACAUGUGCAAGUGCUGGCAGCCCUAUACCAGUGCCCAGACGGACCAGUGGGUCGUCUUAGACGGCGACAUCGACGCGGUCUGGAUCGAGUCCAUGAACACGGUCAUGGACGACAACAAGGUGUUGACAUUAGUGUCCAACGAAAGAAUUCCACUCACCCCGGCGAUGCGGAUGGUCUUCGAAAUUGAGUCGCUGCGGAACGCGACGCCCGCGACCGUCAGUCGUGCGGGUAUCUUGUUCAUCAACGAGACGGACAUCGGCUGGGCGCCCUUCGCGACGUCGUGGACGGAACGACGAGACUCGGACACCGAGAAGAGCUGCUUGCCGGGUUUUUUUGAUAAAUACAUACCUCAACUGAUAGCUAUGUUGAAAGAAAAAGGUGUAGAGUACCUGACGCCGGUCAUGACCAUCUCCAAGGUGAGUGCCUUGUGCCACCUGCUGGAGGGCUAUCUAUCGGCAGUUCCAGAGAGCGAGAAGGACGGGCAUCGGAUCGAGCGGUUGUUUUUGUACGCCUGCAUCUGGGCCUUUGGGGGCUGCGCGGCGGCGGACAAGACGACGGACUCCAGGCAAUUAUUUAACGAGGUCUGGCGCGACGUGGCGAAGGGAGGUUUGAAACUCCCGGAGGCCGGGCUCUGCUUCGAGUACGCCGUCGACCCGGCAUCGGGCGACGUCUGCGAGUGGAGUGAAUUGGUCCCUCGCUAUGAACCGGUCGGUGUGGUCAAGUUUUCGAAUAUAGUCGUGGCUACGGCGGAUCUCGUAGCAUUGAAAACUCUAACAACGAACCUCCAGACGAACGGCCACGGCGUGCUGUUCGUCGGCUCCGCGGGCACGGGCAAAACGGUCUUGGUGCGAGAUUUUCUUAGAAGCUUACCGAUCGAGAAGUACGACACCGCCACCAUCAACAUGAACUUUUAUACCGACGCGGUGACGACGCAGGGCCAGCUCGAGGCGCCGAUCGAGAAGCGGUCCGGCAAAUCUUAUGGUCCACCGGCGGGGAAAGUUCUGGUGUAUUUCAUCGACGACCUGAACAUGCCCUUCGUGGAGGAGUACGGCACGCAGACGCCCAUCGAGCUGCUGCGCAUGCACGCCGACUACGGGUCCUGGUACGACCGGGCCGAUUUGAGUUUGCGGAAGCAGGUCGUGGACUGCCAGUUCAUCUGCGCGCAGAACCACAAGGCCGGGUCCUUCUCGGUGCUCGGACGGUACCAGCGCCACUUCGCGGCUUUCGGGUGCCAAUCGAGCUCGGACGCGGACCUGGCCAUGAUCUUCGGAAGCAUCCUCGAUGCCCACUUGGAGUCCUUCUCUUCGUCAGUACAGAAGGUCGGCAAGGGCAUCGUGGACGGCACGCUCGCGAUCCACCGCGAGAUGGCGAGCCGCUUCCUGCCGAGCGCGGUGAAGUUCCACUACAACUUCAAUAUGAGGGAUUUGAGUGCGGUCUUCCAAGGCUUGUGUAGCAUCCACCAUGCCCACGUGCGGGACGGCCUGAAAGUGGCGAGGCUCUGGAUGCACGAGUGCGAGCGCGUCUACGCGGACCGACUGAUAAGUAAUACGGAGAUCCAGCGGUGCCUGGAGAUCGUCGUGGACGUGGCGAAAAGGGUGAUUGAUGAUGAUCAAGAAUUGUUAUUCAAGCGGCCGAACGCGUGGACGACGUUCGCGACGCCGACCAUGGACGACUCGCGGGCGUACUUACCCAUAAAAUCGAUGGCCGCCCUGAAGAAGGUCCUGCACGAUCAACUGAAUGAGUACAACGAGGCGAACGCCAUCAUGAACCUCGUGUUGUUCGACGUGGCCAUGCUCCACGUCGUCCGCAUCGCGAGGAUCAUCGGCUUCCCGCAAGGGAACGCGCUGCUCGUGGGCGUGGGCGGGAGCGGCAAGCAAUCUCUGGCGAGAUUAGCCAGUUUCAUCUGCGGGAACGCGGUGACGCAGGUCGCCGUCACGAGCACGUUCGGCGUCAGCGAGCUCAAGGAGGAGCUCAAGGAGCUGUACCGCAGGGCCGGCGUCAAGCCCGCGGAACCCAUCACCUUUCUGCUCACGGAUUCCCAGAUUGUGGAUGAAAAGUUUCUCGUGUUCAUCAACGACGUGCUGGCGUCGGGGAUCAUCCCCGACCUCUUCUCGCGGGACGAGUACGACGCGAUCUUCGGCGCGCUGCGGAACGCGGCGAAGGCGGAAGGAGUGGCGGACACGUCGGACAGCAUGAUGGAGUACUUCAUCGGGCGCGUGCGGCACAACCUGCAUGUCGUACUUUGUUUUUCACCUAUUGGCGAGUUGUUUAGAAUAAGAGCAAGAAAGUUCCCCGCGCUCAUCAACUGCACGGCCAUCGACUGGUUCCACCCCUGGCCCAAGGACGCCCUCGUGAGCGUCGCGCAGCAUUUCUUGCAUGAAGUGGAUUUGGGGCCGUCCGACGUCGCGGACAACAUUUGUUUUCACGUCGCCGAGGUCCACGCGUCCGUCGGUGCGCAGUCGGAGCAGUACUUCGUCGUCGAGAAGCGCUACAAUUACGUGACGCCGACGUCGUUCCUGGAGCUGAUCUCGUUCUACAAGAGUUUGUUAGCUGAGCGACGACAGGAGAUGAGCAAUCAAAUUGAAAGACUAGCCACCGGUCUACAAACACUGAAGAACACGAACAAGGACGUGACGGCCCUGAAAGAGGACUUGAAGAUAAAGAUGGUCGACGUCAACAAGAAGAAGGCCGAAUGCGACGUUUUCCUGGAAAGGAUGGGCGAGCAGCGCGCCAUCGCCGAGGGCGAGCAGGACGCCGCGAAAAUAGUUCAAGGCCGUGCUGAUAGUGCAGCUCAAGAUGCGAGGAAGAUUGAAGAAAGCGCGGCGUCGGAUUUAGCUGUCGCGCAGCCGGCAUUGGACGCCGCGAAGGACGCGGUCAACUGCCUCGACAAGGCCUCCGUCACGGAACUAAAGUCCUUCGCGAAGCCACCGAGUGGCGUGGACAAGGUGACCGACGCUUUAUUAAUAUUAGUGAAGGGCGCGGGCAAGAAAGGGCUGGGCUGGGACCCCGCGAAGAAGAUGAUGGCUAAAGUGCGAUUGCGGCGUCUUCACUUCCUUGAUAUGAGUCGUCUCCACGAGAGAAUGGUUUCUUUUUCGAAUUUGAGGCCGUUCGGACCGCGUCGAGACACCGCGAUGCUCCGCGCAUGACGUGGUCUUCAUGAAGACGUCGACGCGAUGCCGACGCGUCGCGUGAGUGCACGGAGACGGUUCCGUGAUGGUACGAUUCCCGCGCAGGUCGACGCCUUCCUGCAAAGUCUGAUCGACUUCAAGGGCGAGGACAUCGCGGAAGACCUCGUGAAGCGCGUCCAGCCCUACUUGGAUGAUCCGGUCUUCUCCUACGACAAGAUGAAGAGCAAGUCGGCCGCGGCCGCGAACCUCUGCAACUGGGUCGUGAACAUUAUCACGUACAACAAAGUCUACAAGAAGAUCCGGCCGCUCAUGGAGGACCUGGCCGCGGCCCAGGCCGUGAAAGCUAAAGCGGAAGGCGAACUGGCCGUCGUCGACGCCAAAUUAGCGAAGAUUAACGAGGCGCUCGACGCGCUGCAGAUGCAAUUUCUCGAAGCGACGUCGGAAAAAGCCAAGGUCGAGGCCGUGGCGAACGCCUGCCAGGAUCGACUUAAUUUAGCGGAGCGGUUGACGAAUGGUUUAGCCUCCGAAUAUGAUCGGUGGACCGUCGAAGUCGAACGGUUGCGGUCGGUGGAGAAGACGCUCGUUGGGGAUGUGUUGCUAGGCGCUGCUUUUGUUAGUUACAUAGGAGCCUUCGGCAGUCAGUUCAGAAAGCGAUUAACGACCGACUUCUGGAUCGCCGAUCUUGUUAGAAGAGAAAUCCCGAUGACGAGCGGCAUCGAGCCGCUCGAUCUACUCACGAAUGAUAGCCAGAAGGCCUCGUGGCAGAACGAGGGCCUGCCGGCGGACCGGAUUAGUAUAGAGAACGGCGCCAUCAUCACGAACUGCAACCGGUGGCCGCUCAUCGUCGACCCGCAGCUCCAGGGCAUCUCCUGGAUCCGGUCGCAUGAAGAGGCGCGGCUGAAGGUCCAGCAAGCUCAACUCGCGGAGAAGCUGGCCGCGAGGAACCCCGAAGAGGCCGGCGACGAGGAACCGGUCGCGACCGGAAACGGUAUAGUACAACUACAGCUAGGCGAGAAGAACUGGGUGUUUAGAGUUACGGAAGCCAUAAGAAAUGGCGACUGCGUCAUCGUCGAGAAUCUUGGGGAGCAGAUCGACGCCGUGCUGGAUCCGGUACUGGCGAGGACGGUCAUCAGAAAAGGUCGGCAGAUGUUUUUGCGCUUCGGCGGCGAGGACGUCGAGUACGACGCGAACUUUAAAUUAUACCUCCAGACGCGGCUGGCGAACCCGCACUACAAGCCCGAGAUCGCGGCGCAGUGCACGCUCAUCAAUUUUAUAGUUACGCAGUCGGGUCUCGAGGAUCAACUACUAGCGAAGGUCGUAGGAAGGGAACGGGCGGACAUCGAGCAGCAGAAGAACGAACUCGUGCAGGCCUUUAAUGAAUAUAAAAUUCAGCUGAAAGGCUUGGAGGAUGACUUACUCUACAAGCUCGCGAACGCGCCCGCGGACAUUUUAUCUGAUAUACCUCUCAUCGAGGGUCUGGAAUCUACCAAAGCUACUGCCGGUGAGAUCGCGCGAGCCGUGGCCAAGGGCAAGGAGACGGAGAUCGGCAUCAACGAGGCGCGCGAGGUCUACCGGCCCGUCGCGGCCGAAGCUUCUUGUCUCUACUUCAUGCUCCUGCAGCUCAACAAGAUCCAGUACGCCUACCAGUACUCCCUCGCGUCGUUCGAGACCUUCUUCUACAACGGCAUGAAGCGCGCGGUCAUGUCUGACGACGCGAAGAAACGCGUCGACGCUCUUUUGUCGAGCGUGCGGUGGACCAUCUUCCAGUGGGUCGCGCGCGGGCUGUUUGAAAGGCAUCGUUUAGUUUUCCUAGUACAAGUAGUGGUAGGCUUACUACAGCAGGGCCUAAAUGAUACUCCAGAAGACGGAGGGGAAGGCGGCGCGUGGUCCAAGAUCGCCGCUUUGAGCGGCUACUCGCCCGAGGCCCUGGCAUUCUUGUUAAGAGGCCCGCAGAAGGACGACCCCGGAGAUCCGCCGGCGCCGUGGCUCCAGCCGCAGAACUGGGCCAUGGUCUGCGCCUUGGCAGAUGUCGAGGCUCUAGGGUUCGAGAAAUUACCCUCAGACUUGGAGGAGAACGCGCCGCGCUUCGCGGAGUGGUUCAAUCAUGCCACGCCCGAGACGGAAAAACUACCUUUAGAUUGGAGAGACUUAGACAGGAGGCCGUUCCGGAAACUACUUGUAGUUAGAUGUCUGCGGCCGGACCGACUGACGUCGGCGUUGAUGCAGUUCGUGCGCACGACAUUGCCGGGUGGUUCGGGCUACGCCGACUUGGAUGCGGAUAGUAACUCGUUCGGCGUUUUGGAGCAGGCCUUCGACGACGCCUCGCCCACGGUCCCGAUCUACUUCGUGCUGUCGCCGGGCGCGAAUGUCGUGGCGGACGUGGACAAGCUAGCCGAGAGAGAUGGCAUGAAGGCCGGCGAGACCUACUUUAACGUGUCGCUCGGUCAAGGGCAGGACGUCGUCGCGCAGGAGCGGUUGGAAGCGGCGCAUCGCAGUGGCCACUGGGUGAUCUUGAACAACGUCCAUUUGAUGCCGCGGUGGCUGAAGAAAGUGGAAAAAUUAUUAGAUGAAUAUGCCUCGUCCGGCAGUCACGAGAACUUCCGCGUGUUCAUGUCUUCUGAUCCGUCGAACAGCAUCCCGAUCGGCAUCCUCGACCGGUCCAUAAAGCUCACGUCUGAUCCUCCCAGCGGCUUGAAAGCGAAUAUAAAACAGGCUUUUUGUACGUUCAGUCGCGAAGAGUAUGAAGAGCUCGAAGGCAGGACGCGGGGCAUUCUUUUUGGAUUAUGCCAUUUCCACGCCGUCAUGCUCGAGAGAAGAAAGUUCGGGGCCCAGGGCCGGAACAUGCACUACCCGUUCGCGGUGGGCGACUUAAUCAAUUCGGCCUCGGUCCUCAAAAACUACAUGGAGAACGCGCCCACGAAGGUGCCCUGGGACGACCUCCGCUACUUAUUUGGGGAGAUCAUGUACGGCGGCCACAUCGUGAACGAUUUUGAUCGACUCGUGUGUCAAGAAUAUUUGCGGUUUUACAUGAAGGACGAGCUCCUCGACGAGAUGGACAUGUAUCCGUACCCCGAUGUCAAGCUGCAGUACUUCGCGGCGCCGCAGACUUCCGACUCUUUCGACAAGGUGUUGCAGCACGUCGAGCAGACGAUGCAGGGCGACAGCCCAUUGGCUUUCGGGUUCCACCCCAAUGCGGAGAUCGGCUUCCGGACGGACCAGUCCGAGCAGCUAUGUCUAUCCAUCCUAGACUUGGGGGCCGGCGACGAGGCGUCGGGCGAGGAAGGCGCGUCGAAACAAACUGUUGCUGAAAGUGCUUUGCAGGAUAUCCUGGAGAACCAUAGGGACGCUAUCUUCGACAUCGACGCUGUUCUAAGCUUGUUAGAUGAGCCGGGGCCGUAUCAUACGGUAUUCCUGCAGGAGUGCGAGUUGAUGAAUGCACUCAUAGAAACCAUGCUCGCUACCUUAGAAGAGUUGGAUCUAGGCUUCAAGGGUGAGCUCACCAUGGGCGACCACAUGGAGCGCUUGCAAGAUGCGUUAUUCCUGGAUAGGGUACCCGGCGCGUGGUCGAAGGUCGCCUAUCCCUCUAUUCGGGGCUUGACGACCUGGCUGGCCAACCUCAAAGGCCGACUGGAGCAGCUCCGCGAGUGGACUCAAGGCCCGACCGACAUCCCGGUCGUGACUUGGCUCUCGGGAUUAUUUAAUCCGACGUCAUUCUUGACGGCCGUGAUGCAGACGACCGCACAAGCCCAAUCCCUAGAGUUGGACAAACUACGAGUCGCGACGGAGGUCACGAAGCGCAUGGAGCCUUCGGAGUUUAGUGCCCAUUCUCGGGACGGCGCCUACGUCUACGGUCUAUCUUUAGAGGGUGCUCGGUGGGACAUGCAGGGCGCCAUGCUCGCUCCAUCGGCGGCGGGCGAGAUGACCUGCCUCAUGCCAGUCAUCAACUGCAAGGCGGCCCCCGCGGACAAGACCGAGUCGAACAUUUACGAAUGUCCCUGCUACAAGCAUUUGCGGCGCGGGCCGACGUACGUCUUUUCAGCGCCGUUGAAGACCAAAGCGCCGGCGGCGAAGUGGGUCCUGGCCGGCACGGCGCUGAUCAUGGACGUCGCGUCCAAGUAAGAUAUGUUACUACUA
Messenger RNA from Pelagomonas calceolata, 14959 nucleotides. The record is from the annotation of a GenBank genome assembly. NCBI's taxonomy places the organism in Eukaryota, Pelagophyceae, Pelagomonadales, Pelagomonadaceae.